UCAAAGGAAUUGUUAGCUGUGUCUACAAAAAGGGAAUACAGCAGGAUAGAUCCGAUGCAACAGGUGACUGGAAAGGGCAGGAAGUCGACCUGAAGUGUCAAGCCCUGUAUCUCCUGUGACUGGUCUCCUAUGCCCACUGCCCACUCCCAAGAUGGUCUGUAGACUGAGGAUACAGGUCACACAGCUGAGGUCAGCACAGGAAUUCUGGUUUUGAAGAAAUAUACCUUCCCAGCUAUGUGUCCUUAGCAGGUUUCUGUGCCUCUGUUUCCCAUCUAUGGAAGGGGAUAACAAGCGUCGUCAAGUACUCAAGAUCAAAGAGGCAAGGGCAAUGGGAGCUAAGUUGGUAUUUGCUUGACUCUGCUGAGCCAUCCUCUAGAAAAUGCCUACUAUGCUAAGGUAUGUGAGUGUUCAGUGUGGUAGUGGUGUUUGCAGGGAACCGAGGCAGGCUGGGGCCCUCCUGCAAUGGCCUCAGCUGUUCUCCCUGUCUCAUGUGUCGCUGGAGUUGCAUUCUUUCUUUCCAUUGCCUGGACAUUUUCGUACCUUUCCAUAACACCCUCCACCUCACUCAGGUGUUUGCUUCAAUACGUGACAACCUCAAACACCUCCUUCAGGUCCCAACCACCUGCUUCACUUUAAAGCCUGCGUUUUUCAUAGAAUAGUGUAUAAGAGGCUCUGGCUCCAGCCCUGAGUAGUUGAAAAGUCACCCAACUAGUCCAUGCCUCAAUUUCCCUGUGUGUAAACUGGAACCCACAAUACUCUCGACCUCUGGGGAUUACCCUGAGGGACAAAUAAAGGGACACACCAGAUCGUUGGGAACGACGUCUGGUUAGGGACAAGGAUGUGACCCUCGUUAUUGUUGUGAGGCACCCCUUAUCCAACUGCAAGAUCCAAGGGGUGGGGCUUCACCAUACCCCAGGCGUGGGUGCAAGCCACUCCGGAUCUUCCGCCCCAAGCUCCCGGAGGACCAAACCGCCUUUCUUGCGCCGGUUGAGCCCGAAGAGGGCGAGGAGUGGCUGCGUCGUGGAAAGGUUGUCACUCAGUAGGUGCUCAAGGAGCGGCCGGUGUCAGCACGGGGGACCCAAAGCACGCUCCCUCCCCGCCUCCCGCGUGGUACCGUUCAGGUGGCCCACAUGGUCUUGAAGGGUGUUUCUGCUUCCAACGACACCCAUCCCCACAACAAAGAAACUCGCCAUUCCCGGCCGCCUCCCCUCAGUGCACCCCGGAGGCACAGCGGGCCCGGAGCGCCGUGCGCCUCGCAGUUGCCCCCUGAAAUCGCAGCUCGGGAGCUGUCCCUGCCUCUUCCCGCAGAAUUCCGUCGAAGCCAUCGCGGCCACUAGCGCGGAGCAAAGGUGCGCGCACGCUCGGUGUCGGCGUGGUGUCCCUCCGCCGUCAGUCGUGGACUCCUUUUCGUGUCCUUCCACCGAGCCCGGGCGGUGUCCGGGUGGCUCACCGGGGGCGGCGACGCGUCUGCGGCGCGGCAGCGAGGCUCGGGGGCUAUGAGGUGAGGACGCCCGGGGACCGGAGGCGGCACCCGGCGCUGCGCGAGAACGCAGGACGCGAAGCCCCGAAGUCGGCGGAUGCCUCUCAGAUCCCGCGACUGCGCGCGAGGUGGAGGUGGCCUGGGGAGUUGGAUCAGUUGGUAAAGUGCCUGCCACACAAGCAUGAGGAGCUGAGAUAGUACAGUGAAGGAAUGAUUAGAGGAAUUCUUCUCACAUUAACUUAUGCACCACACAGAGGUCUUGUCACAACUGGGGUUCCUGCUUCAUAUCUUGAGAGAACAUUGAAAUUAUUCUCUAAGCUAUCUGAAGAGAGUGACUAAAUGCUCCUGGGUCAGGCUGUCUGUGGGUAUGAAGUGGUUGGGAGACUCCAAGAACAUGGUGGUGAAUGGCAGGAGAAAUGGAGGCAAGUUGUCUAAUGACCAUCAGCAGAAUCAAUCAAAAUUACAGCAGCACUCGGGCAAGGACACCCUGAAGACCGGCAGAAACGCCGUUGAGAGGCGGUCCAGCAGAUGUCAUGGUAACUCGGGAUUUGAAGGGCAGAGCCGCUAUGUGCCGUCCUCUGGAAUGUCCGCCAAGGAGCUCUGUGAGAACGAUGACUUAGCAACCAGUUUGGUUCUUGAUCCCUACUUAGGUUUUCAGACACACAAAAUGAACACUAGCGCCUUUCCUUCGAGGAGCUCGAGGCAUAUUUCAAAAGCUGACAGUUUUUCUCACAACAAUCCUGUGAGAUUUCGGCCUAUAAAAGGAAGGCAAGAAGAGCUAAAGGAAGUAAUUGAACGCUUUAAGAAAGAUGAACACUUAGAGAAAGCUUUCAAAUGUUUGACUUCUGGGGAAUGGGCACGGCAUUAUUUUCUCAACAAAAACAAAAUGCAGGAGAAAUUAUUCAAGGAACAUGUCUUUAUUUACUUGCGGAUGUUUGCAACUGACAGUGGAUUUGAAAUACUGCCUUGUAAUAGAUAUUCUUCAGAACAAAAUGGAGCCAAGAUAGUUGCAACAAAAGAGUGGAAACGAAAUGACAAAAUAGAAUUACUGGUGGGUUGUAUUGCCGAACUUUCAGAAAUUGAGGAGAACAUGCUACUUAGACACGGAGAAAACGACUUCAGUGUCAUGUAUUCCACAAGGAAAAAUUGUGCUCAACUCUGGCUCGGUCCUGCUGCAUUUAUAAAUCAUGAUUGCAGACCUAACUGUAAGUUUGUGUCAACUGGUCGAGAUACAGCAUGCGUUAAGGCUCUGAGAGAUAUUGAACCUGGAGAAGAAAUUUCUUGUUACUAUGGAGAUGGCUUUUUUGGAGAAAAUAAUGAGUUCUGCGAAUGUUAUACUUGUGAAAGACGGGGAACUGGUGCUUUUAAAUCACGAGUAGGACUGCCUGCGCCUGCUCCUGUUAUCAAUAGCAAAUACGGACUUAGAGAAACAGAUAAACGCUUAAAUAGGCUUAAAAAGUUAGGUGACAGCAGCAAAAACUCAGACAGUCAGUCUGUCAGCUCUAACACAGAUGCAGACACCACUCAGGAAAAAGACAAUGCAACUUCUAAUCGAAAAUCUUCAGUUGGUGUGAAAAAGAGCAGCAAGAGUCGAGCUCUGACAAGGCCGUCCAUGCCGAGAGUCCCGGCUGCUUCCAACUCUACCUCACCCAAGCUAGUGCACACCAACAAUCCCCGGGUACCAAAGAAACUGAGAAAGCCGGCAAAGCCUUUACUCUCCAAGAUCAGACUGCGGAAUCACUGCAAGCGGCUGGACCAGAAGAGCGCAUCCCGCAAGCUCGAGAUGGGGAGCUUAGUGCUUAAGGAGCCCAAAGUCGUGCUAUAUAAAAAUUUGCCAAUUAAGAAAGAAAGGGAGCCAGAGGGACCAGCCCAUGCUGCAGUGGGGAGUGGGUGCUUGACUAGACAUGCUGCGAGAGAACACAGGCAGAAUCAUGGGAGAGGUGCUCAUUCGCAGGGCGACAGUUUGCCCUGCACCUACACAACCCGGCGCUCUUUGAGGACAAGGACAGGUCUGAAGGAGACCACUGACAUCAAGCUUGAACCAAGUCCCUUGGAUGGCUAUAAAAAUGGUAUACUGGAACCUUGCCCAGACAGUGGCCAGCAGCCAACCCCAGAGGUGCUGGAAGAACUGGCUCCUGAGACUGCACACAGGGAGGAAGCAUCCCAGGAGUGUCCCAAGAACGACUCCUGCCUGUCACGAAAGAAAUUUCGACAAGUGAAACCUGUGAAACACUUAGCAAAGACCGAGGACUGCAGUCCAGAGCACAGCUUCCCUGGGAAAGACGGGCUGCCAGAUUUGCCAGGGUCUCAUCCUGAUCAAGGUGAGCCCAGUGGCACAGUCAGGGUGCCCGUGAGCCACACGGACUCUGCUCCCUCACCGGUUGGCUGCUCUGUUGUCGCACCCGACAGCUUCACAAAAGACAGCUUCAGAACUGCACAAAGUAAAAAGAAGCGGCGGGUCACCAGGUACGAUGCACAGCUGAUCCUGGAGAACAGCUCUGGAAUCCCCAAGCUGACGCUUCGCAGGCGGCACGACAGCAGCAGCAAGACAAACGACCAUGAGAGUGACGGCGUGAACUCCUCCAAGAUCAGCAUCAAACUCAGCAAGGACCACGACAGUGACAGCAACCUCUAUGUUGCCAAGCUCAGUAACGGGGUCAGCGCAGGGCCGGGCAGCAGCUCCACCAAGCUCAAGAUCCAGCUCAAGCGGGAUGAGGAGAGCAGGGGGCCAUGUGCAGAGGGCCUGCACGAGAACGGGGUGUGCUGCAGCGACCCCCUCUCCCUGCUCGAGUCCCAGAUGGAGGUGGACGACUACAGUCAAUAUGAGGAGGACAGCACAGAUGAAUCCUCAUCUUCUGAGGGGGAGGAGGAGGAGGAGGACUGCGAGGAUGACUUCGAUGAUGACUUCAUUCCUCUUCCUCCGGCAAAGCGGCUGAGGCUAAUUGUUGGUAAAGACUCCAUAGAUAUUGACAUUUCUUCAAGGAGAAGAGAAGAUCAGUCUCUAAGACUGAACGCAUGAGCGCUCACUCAUUGUUCUGGAGAACUAAAAAGUAAAAAUCCCGCCACAGCUUCUUGGCACAGCACUUCUGUGGUCUCUUCACCUGUAGGCAUAAUACUGUAGAAAGUGUACAGCAUCCUGACUCUUAAGUCUGAUUUGUGCAAAUUUUUAUUGUACUUUUUAAAUAGCCUUCUUAUGUGCAAUUCCGAGGGAAAGCCCUGUUGUAAAAUAUCCAGUGACAGCAGCUCUCCACAUAGGGCCUUCAGACACUCAUGUGGUUAGACCAUGUUGUCACCUAUAAGAGCAAACGCCAGCCCUCCUCUCCUCCAUAGAUGACUAAACCGUAGUUAGGGCGGAGCAGAGCAGAGCAGCCUUGUGGGAAGGGUUUCCAGCAUCUGCGCCUAUCACCAGCAUUGACCUCUGGCUUUUGGUUUAUUUGCUAGAUGUUUCCCCCUUGGAGUUGUGUCGGUUUCACACUGUUUACUGGCCCAGGUGUCCUGUCCGUGGCCUUCGUUACCAUAGCAGACCAUUGGCUGGAAGUCAGAUUGAUUUCUUUGAAGAAAAAAAAGUGAACUUGAAUCUUGUGCGUGACAGCUCGUUCUCAGUACAUUCUCUAUCGAGGCUGGCGGUGUGCAGGGUGGGUUUUCAGAGCGGCUUAUUUAUUGCUUUUUGUGUAAAUUAAAGACCGUGUAUUUAACACUUUCCAAUCCUUUUAGAUAAAAUUGUUCUUUGCAAGAAUGAUUGGUGCUUAUUUUUUCAAACCUUUGCUGUGAACAGCGUGGCGACAGCGAGCAGCGUUUGUCCAAUGAACUCCAGCUAUCUUAAUUUGGGUCUUCAAGUUUCUGUUGCACUUGUAAAAUGCUACAAGGAAUAUUAAAAGAAAUCUAUUCACUUUAACUUAUAAUAGUUUAUGAAAUAAGAACAUGAGUCACAGCUUUUGUUCUGUGGUAACCUAUACAAACAUUUGUCUUUGGGAUUCAAUGUAAAGAGCUGAAAACGAUGUAUAUGUUGUAAAUAUUUGUGUGUUGUGAGAAAUUUUUGUCAUAAGAAAUUAAAAGAACUUACCAGGAAGGUUUUUAAGUUUAGAAAUAUUCAUGCCAAUAAAAUAGGAGAUUAUAAAUAAUAGUGUAAGCACUGCAUCAGUGGACGUCUUGGCUUAUGUUAGUUUAUUAUGAAGAUAUCAGAUUGUUUUGAUUAUAUUAUCAGUCAAACAAAAAGAGGAGUCAGAUUUAAUUUGUUUUUGAAGCACUUUGAGAAGAGAAAUUAAUUUUAAGUAACUUAAUGAGCAAUUUUUGAUUACUGCUUUAUGUUCAAUACCAGGCUUGUUUGUUUCUCUGGAUUAUUUUACAAAUCAAAGAAUUUGAGAAUAUCAGUCUAUAGCAGGUGUAUGACACCAGUGGGUCUGUUUAUUUACUGGGAAAUGUAUAGCUGCCCAUUCAGAUAGAUAGUGUUACUAAAUGACACAAGCUAAUGGACUCAGUGUUCCAGUGUGUCAGAAGGGACCUGCAGGGAGUGAAAGGUCCACCAGAGAGCAUCUCCAUGCUUUCCUUUUGCUGAUGACACCUACCAGUAUUCAGCUUGGGGAUGCUUUGGUUCUCAAAGCUGUUGCUUGUAGGUCCCAGUGCAAGUUAGCAAGAUUUAUGAAUGUUUCUAGGCCAUGAUGUCUUUGCUCCUGUGCAUGGUAGGAUUCCCUGCUGUGGUCCUAUACAGUCUUGUCUUUGCCAUGCAGUCUCACCCUGUUGGGUAUCUAUGUCAUUUGGAAGCAGAAGGAGAGACUGCAGUGUGCCUACACACACACACACACACACACACACAAACCAUUUGCUAUAGCCGUGAAGAAAGGUAGCCCUGUGUCUCAAGACUUCCUGUCUCAAAGCACCCAGAGCACCUCCAUGAUGUUCCCAGUCUUCAUGGGUUCCCAAGUGUAAGUGUGAGCCAUGUGCCACCUCCAGGAAGCUGACGGUGAGCUCAGGAGCCUGCACAGGGUAACUGGUCACCUUCAUUCUCAUGUUCUCUUGGGCUGUUGAGACUUAAAUCCUCGAAUUUCUUUGAAUACCAACAAUAGCCAUUUCAGGAAUUUCAAUCUUAAGGAAAAAGUAACAAAAUAACAAUUUCCCAUUUUCUCCAUUUUAAGCUUAAUUUUAGUAACUUAUUUAUGAUGUUUAUUUUAGUUUUGUUGUGGCCUCAUCUUUGGAGGCCGACCUUCCCAUGGGUCUAAGAGCAGUGACAUUGUGAGGAGUUGCUGCCUCUCAGGAGUUGUAUGCACAAGCAUUCAGCAGUGCUGCUGAUGCCUUCUAGGGAACCUUAUUUCCGUUUCUCAAGGCAGGGGCCUCGGACUGUUCUCGAUCUGCUGUAGAACUUCACUGUGGGGGUGCCAGAACCCCACACUCUUGACCAGUCUGGAAGAGGAUACACUCAAUAAAACUCUCAGCUUGAGCUUAUGCAAUGAUUGGUAAAGUUUUUGGAAAUUGUAAGAAUUAGGAAAUGAUCCUAGAAAUAUAUGUAAAGUAUUCAAUUUUCAAUCAUUUUUCAAAUUACUGUUUUAAAUUGUUUUGCUGAGUUGUAAUACUUUUGAGAUACAAUGUAUUCCUUGUACUGAAAGAAUGAAAAGGACUUUUUCAGCAUUUGAGGUAAGUUCUUUAACGUUUCAUUAAAAAACAUUUUUUACAAAUAUUUUGUACAUGCACUUGCAGUAUUGAGGUUAAUCAUUUUAAUAAAUUCGGAAAUUAAAAUGA
Molecule: messenger RNA, 7213 nt
Organism: Mus musculus (house mouse)
Lineage: Eukaryota; Metazoa; Chordata; Mammalia; Rodentia; Muridae
Gene: Kmt5b
Product: lysine methyltransferase 5B
Exons: 14
Coding region: 1848-4499 (883 amino acids)
Biological process (GO): chromatin remodeling; positive regulation of isotype switching
Cellular component (GO): nucleus; condensed chromosome, centromeric region; chromosome
Molecular function (GO): histone H4K20me methyltransferase activity; histone H4K20 monomethyltransferase activity; histone H4K20 methyltransferase activity
Source: RefSeq, a predicted model, not a curated record